Messenger RNA from Mandrillus leucophaeus (drill), 2700 nucleotides. It is a transcript of the gene ZNF273, whose product is annotated as zinc finger protein 273. Gene Ontology annotation, biological process: regulation of DNA-templated transcription. The record is from RefSeq and is a predicted model, not a curated record. NCBI's taxonomy places the organism in Eukaryota, Metazoa, Chordata, Mammalia, Primates, Cercopithecidae.
CGGGAAUUGGCGGGGCCUUUGUCUCCUGCCUCAGCCGGAGCUCCGGAGCUCUGGGUCUCGUCGUCUUUGCUCUGUGUCCUCUGCUCCUAGAGGUUCAGCCUCUGUGGCCCCGUUACCUGCAGGUAUUGGGACAUCCACAGCUAAGACGCCAGGACUCCCUGGAAGCCUGGAAAUGGGACCACUAACAUUUAGGGAUGUGGCCAUAGAAUUCUCUCUGGAGGAGUGGCAAUGCCUGGACACUUCACAGCAGAAUUUGUAUAGGAAUGUGAUGUUAGAUAACUACAGAAACCUGGUCUUCCUGGGUAUUGCUGUCUCCAAGCCAGACCUGAUCAUUUGUCUGGAGCAAGGAAAAGAGCCCUGCAAUAUGAAGAGACAUGCGAUGGUAGCCAAACCCCCAGUUGUGUGUUCUCAUUUUGCCCAAGACCUUUGGCCAAAGCAGGGCUUAAAAGAUUCUUUUCAAAAAGUGAUCCUGAGAAGAUAUGGAAAAUAUGGACAUGAAAAUUUACAAUUAAGAAAAGACUGUAAAAGUGUACAUGAGCAUAAGGUGCACAAAAGAGGUUAUAAUGGACUUAACCAAUGUUUGACAACUACCCAGAGCAAAAUAUUUCAAUGUGAUAAAUAUAUUAAAGUUCUUCAUAAAUUCUCAAAUUCAAGUAGACACAAGAAAAGACAUACUGGAAGGAAACCUUUCAAAUGUAAAGAAUGUGGCAAAUCAUGUUGCAUACUUUCACAACUAACUCAGCAUAAGAAAACUGCUACUAGAGGGAAUUUCUACAAAUGUAAAACAUGUGGAAAAGCCUUUAACCAGUUCUCAAAUCUUACUAAACAUAAGAUAAUUCAUACUGAAGUGAAUCCCUACAAAUGUGAAGAAUGUGGCAAAGCCUUUAACCAGUCCUUAACUCUUACUAAACAUAAAAAAAUUCAUACUGAAGAGAAACCUUACAAAUGUGAAGAUUGUGGCAAAGUCUUUAGUGUAUUUUCAAUCCUUACUAAACAUAAGCUAAUUCAUACAGGAACAAAACCCUACAAUUGUGAAGAAUGUGGCAAAGGCUUUAGUAUAUUCUCAACCCUUACUAAACAUAAGAUAAUUCAUACUGGAGAGAAGCCCUACAAAUGCAACGAAUGUGGUAAAGCCUUUAACUGGUCCUCAACUCUUACUAAACAUAAGAGAAUUCAUACUGGAGAGAAACCCUACAAAUGCAAUGAAUGUGGUAAAGCCUUUAACCAGUCCUCAACCCUUACUAGACAUAAGAUAGUUCAUACUGGAGAGAAACCCUACAAAUGUGAAGAAUGUGGUAAAGCCUUUAAACGGUCCACAACUCUUACUAAACAUAAGAGAAUUUAUACUAAAGAGAAACCAUACAAAUGUGAAGAAUGUGGAAAAGCCUUUAGUGUAUUCUCAACCCUUACUAAACAUAAGAUAAUUCAUACUGGAGCAAAACCCUACAAAUGUGAAGAAUGUGGCAGCGCCUUUAGGGCAUUCUCAACCCUUACUGAACAUAAGAGAGUUCAUACUGGAGAGAAACCUUACAAAUGUAAUGAAUGUGGCAGAGCCUUUAACUGGUCCUCAACUCUUACUAAACAUAAGAGAAUUCAUACUGGAGAGAAACCCUACAAAUGUGAAGAAUGUGGCAAAGCUUUUAACCGGUCCUCAACCCUUACUAAACAUAAAAGAAUUCAUACAGAAGAGAAACCCUACAAAUGUGAAGAAUGUGGCAAAGCUUUUAACCGGUCCUCAAACCUUACCCGACAUAAGAAAAUUCAUACUGGACAAAAACCAUACAACCUAAAAGACAUGACAGUGCUUUUGACAACACCUCAAACUUUUCUAGACAUAAAAGAAAUCAUACUGGUGAGAAAUCCUAGAAAUGUGAAGAAUGUGACAAAGCCUUUAAGUGGUUGUCACACUUGAUUGUAUAUAAGAUGAUUCAUACUGGAGAAAACUCCGAGAAGUGUGACAAAUGUGACAAAACAAUUCUCAUACCUUAUUGCACAGGAAAGCAUUUAUACUUGAGAAAAAUUGUAUAAAGAAUGGAAAAGUCAUUAAUAUCUGCUCAUAUCUUACUCAACAUCAGAAAGUUAGUACUUAAUAAAAGUGUUAUCAAUGAAAUUACUGUCAAAAGAUCUUUCAGACAAUAUAAGCCUGUAAAGUGCAGCAGAGUAUUUUGAAGAGAAACAUUAAAAAUACGAAGAGGUUUGUAGUACCUUUGCUUGUAUCAUAGAUCUUACUGUACACAUUUUGUACUAGAGAAAAACCCUGAAGCAGUUGUUCAAACUUUGUUCAAUACCAGGAAAUUUAUGUUGGAGAAAAACCCUAUGAGUGUAAUGAAUUUGGAAAAAUACUUUUUCAACAACAGCUUAGAAAACAUGAGAGGAAUUAUAUUAAAAUAUAUUUUUGCAAAUGCAGCAGUAAAUAUGAAAUACAUGAUCCAAAAUUAGGUUUAUAUAAAUAUCAGAGAAUUCAUAGUACAGAUAUCUUAAGAUACUGACACUUCAGACAUUACACAAAAUCAGAGUGCUGAGUACAGAAAGUUAUCCAAAACACAAGUUGGUAGAUAACUAAUAGUGAAAAAGUUUUUUGCAGAGGUAUAUUUACAUUCAAAGUACACUGUUUUCUUUGGAAAAAAUUACAGGUUUUUAAAAAAGUGAAUAAUGAUAUAAUUCAACUCUCAAAUCCAUGUUUUUUGGUCUUUUUUGGAU